AUGCUGAUGUAUAAUCAAUGGUCAUUCAAACUACUGAGCACUAUUGGCAUCUUAAUCCAUCUACUACUUGUCGAUAUCCCCAAGGAUAUUAUAAGGUGGAUUACACUGAAUCAAAAGAAUGUCGACAAGCAAUUAAUUGUUAUAACCGGUGGUGGUUCCGGAUUAGGCAGACGCAUGGCGCAAAUUUUGUCCCUUGAAAAACGAGCAAGGACAGUUAUACUGGAUGUCAACCUUAGUGGCGCUCAAGAAACGGUCACUUCAAUAGUGAGUAAUGGUGGCCACGCCUACGCUUACCAGUGUGACAUAAGCAAUGAUGAAGAGGUUCAAAAAACUGCGAAAGACAUCGAACAGGAACACGGAAAAGUAGACAUCGUAGUAUGCAAUGCUGCCGUGCUCACUUUCGCGCUUUUCAAGGAUCUGACGGUUGAUCAGCUUCAACAUUCAAUAGCUGUCAACAUUUUAGGUACCAUAAAUACAAUUCGAGCUUUCAUUGAGCCAAUGGAACAACGAAACUCCGGACAUAUUGUAGCCGUAUCAUCCAUCGCAGGAUUUUCCGGAGAAACUUUUGGUCUUGCAUACUGCCCUACCAAAUUUGCUGUCCGCGGAAUCAUGGAAUGUCUUCAAAUGGAGUUAAGAGAUCGUGGUCUUGAAGGCAUCGUCUGUACCACG
Messenger RNA from Ostertagia ostertagi, 669 nucleotides. The record is from the annotation of a GenBank genome assembly. NCBI's taxonomy places the organism in Eukaryota, Metazoa, Nematoda, Chromadorea, Rhabditida, Trichostrongylidae.